UAACAGCUCUGAGACGCUCUCCUGGGAUCAGUGCAGCGGUGGGAAGUCCCAUCACAGGGUUAAAGGUACAGUAGCGUGCGUCAGCUGAUGCGUAGCGCCGCGUAAUGAGCGCGGAGGGGGAGGUGGAGGAGGCGGAGGCCGGUCCCCUCCUCUCUGCUUGUGCCGGAGCUGUGCUGGCUGCAGCUCUCAGCAGCUUCCUGCCGCCGCUGCUCCUCCUGACAAACGGCUCAUUCUCAUCACUGAUCAUGUGCCUCUCUCUCUGGCUGUCUCCGGCUCUGCAGCAGGAAGUUCGCCUUGUUUUCUUCCUCUUGCUUUUCCUUUCUCCCUCCUCUUGACAGCCACAAUCGCAGCAUUUACUUCCUCACUCUUUUUCUGGCUUUUUUUUCUUCGCUGCGGUGCUCAGCUCUCCUCCGCGGGGCGAGAGAGCUGUGAAGCCGGGUUUGUGAAGCCAGAGUCCGGCGGCGAACACCGGCAGAGGCCCCCCUCCGCUCCGCUCCGCUCCCUCCUCCUCCGGCCAGGGACAGCAGGUUCAUGGAGGCCCCGGUGGAGGAGAAGGAGCCGUCGCCGAUGGACAAGUCUCUGCCUCCACCUACCUUGAGCCCGGCCGUGCCCCCCUACGUCACUUUGGGCCUGACGGUGGUGUACACCGUCUUCUACUCCCUCCUCUUCAUCUUCAUCUACGUGCAGCUCUGGCUGGUCCUGCGGUACCGACACAAGCGCUUCAGCUACCAGACCGUGUUCCUGUCCCUGUGCCUGCUGUGGUCGGCCCUGCGCACCGUGCUCUUCUCCUUCUACUUCAAGAACUUUGUCACAGCCAACACUCUGGGGCCCUUUCCCUUCUGGCUGCUCUACUGCUUCCCUGUCUGCCUCCAGUUCUUCACUCUCAGUCUCAUGAACCUUUACUUUGCACAGGUGGUUUUCAAGGCAAAGUCGAAAUAUGCACCAGAGCUUUUGAGAUACAGACUGCCGCUGUACCUGUUCUUCCUGUUCAUCAGCCUGGUGUUUUUAGUAGUAAAUUUAGUGUGUGCACUGCUGGUGAGGAUGUCCUCUGCAGAAGCCCACACCAUCGUGCUAGUGCGGGUCGCCAUCAAUGACUCACUCUUUGUCCUGUGUGCCAUCUCGCUCUCCUUGUGUCUUUACAAGGUCGCUAAGAUGUCACUAGCCAACAUUUACCUGGAAUCCAAGGGGACGUCAGUGUGCCAGGUGACUGUCAUAGGAGCCAUCGUCAUCCUCCUGUACUCUUCCAGGGCCUGCUACAAUCUGGUCGUCCUGGGACUCUCAAACAAGAGCAUUAACUCCUUUGACUACGACUGGUACAACGUGUCAGACCAGGCAGAUUUACAGUCAACUCUGGGCGACGCAGGCUACAUCGUCUUCGGAGUGAUCUUGUUCAUAUGGGAGCUGCUCCCCACCUCUCUCCUUGUCUUCUUCUUCAGAGUGCGGCAGCCCGACCUAGACAGGAGCAGUUCUGGGCUUCCUGGUCACGUCUUCUCCUCCAGGGCUUAUUUCUUUGACAACCCAAGGCGUUAUGACAGCGACGAUGACCUGGCGUGGAGCGUCAUACCUCAGAACAUCCAAGCCAGUCUGGCUGCCGACAGUUACGAGUGGGGGAGUCAGAGCAGCAGCGGUGGUGGCGGCAUUGGUGCCUACAUCGGAGGGGACGACAGUUACAACCUCCCACCUCCUCCAGAGGAGCUCAGCCAUUACUGACCGGAGUUCAGCGACUCCUUCUGACCUGUGGCUUUGUGUUUAUUUUUUUAAUCUGUAUAUUUUUGCACAGUCUCUCUUAGUGACAGAGGCACAUCCUACACUCGAUACAUUCAUUCUUCUAUUUUGUCUAGAGAAGAAGAACUAACAGACUUUUUUGCCAGUAUACCAAGGUCCACUGACAGGGACAUUAAUUUUGCACACUCCUUGUACAAAGUGAUCUAAUUUUGACUGCUUUUAAACAUUUCCACUGUAUAGUUUAUAUUGAAUACUGCUUAAUAUAUUUCCUGACUUUUGUAAUAUGUACUGUAUUUACUAUUUUAUGUACUGUGUUCUUUUUCAUACAGAUUUGUUUAUAUAGAGGAGACAUUUAAUUCAUAUUAAAACAGAUUAAAUGCUGUGAA
Molecule: messenger RNA, 2111 nt
Organism: Epinephelus lanceolatus (giant grouper)
Lineage: Eukaryota; Metazoa; Chordata; Actinopteri; Perciformes; Serranidae
Gene: gpr137ba
Product: G protein-coupled receptor 137Ba
Biological process (GO): positive regulation of TORC1 signaling; regulation of autophagy; negative regulation of bone resorption
Cellular component (GO): lysosomal membrane
Source: RefSeq, a predicted model, not a curated record